AGUUAACCAUCACAUCACUUUGGAAAUGAAACUCGAUUCAAUGCAGGCUGCAAAAUAUUCUGCCACAGAGCACAAAUCCAUGGCAGGGCUUUCGCUCUGGAAUAGCAUGCUAUAGAAGAACACCUAAACCAUACAUCUGUUCCCUCCCUCAGCCUGGUGACCCCCACUUUGGAUGACUGCUCAUCUGCCCACAGUGUGAUGAAGUUGGCGAGUGAGGAGUUAACCAUGGAUGGUACUGCUGCCACUUAACCAAGGGGCUUACCCUUCCCAAACAGUGUGAGUGAGAUGCAUUGUGCCUGGUCAGUGGUGGCCAGUAGUCUUGUGUUGAUAGUGUAGCUUGGAUGAGACAGGUCCUUAUACUAGACACUUGCACACUAUCAUCUAACGCAGGGAAGCUACUGGGAGAAUGAUUUCAGCUGAGGUCUAUCUGGAUAAGACUCUGUAGACCCAUCUACAACCACAAAAUAAACAUGGACCUCUCCUUCAUGGCAGCCCAGCUCCCUGUCAUGGGAGGAGCCUUCAUGGAUUCGCCCAACGAUGAAUUUGGAACGGAAUAUUCCUUAUUCAACUCCUCAGCCAACGUACAUGCAGCCUCUUACGCUCAAAGCCCACCGGAAGAGCAAGCACAUUCCUCUAACGAUGCCAUAUUAUUAUGGAUUGCAAUCAUCGCCACUAUUGGAAAUAUUGUGGUCGUGGGAGUGGUCUAUGCCUUCACUUUCUAAGAAGACUGAGAUUGCUGACAAUGGGGCUUGGAGACACAAACAACAUUUUUUAUUGAUGUACAUACAUUGUUCAUUAUUUAAGGCCUGUCAGGCCUAAAAAAGAAAAGUCCAUGAAACAUUUAACAAAAGGAAUGAUAUUUCAUUGUGGGGAGUAAACAGGCUUAAGUGCUCUGGGGUUACCCUAGUUCCAUAGCCUAAGGGUCUGUGCCGCUAUUCCGCUUGUGGAAAUGGAAGGCUCCUAUGCUAAAUUAGAUUAAUGUUAAUUGAUAAUUGAUGUUGUUUCUUAUAGUACAGUAUUACCACAGCUUUUAUUAGUGUUUGCAUAACAAUACUUUCAAAAACAAACAUUUUUUUAAAAAGUUUUAAUUUCUUAUUUGGAAUUCUCAAAGGAAUUUUUAUUUAACUGGGUCUCCAGCUGUACACUAUAGGAAACAGAAAUGAGAACAUGUGUCAUGGUCUAAUUAGCUAAUUAUCUGGCUCUCAGAUAUAUGACCUAGUAAACAAAGGGCGAAUGGAACUGCAUAACGUAAUCCCUGAAUUAAACCAAACUUGUUUAUUCUUCUUAACAGAUAUGUGUCAUUUACCAAGGGCUCUGAAUAACAGUGUUAGCUCUUAUUUUCUUAUUCUUUAUCUUUUUUGGCUGUUUUGAUAUUUGUAUGAAAAAUACGUUUACACUGAAUGUCAGAGAUGGUCAGUUUGUUUUAGUAAUUUUUUUUUAAAAAGAGGACUUUAAGGUGAUUUUUAAACUAACAAAAAUAUAUUUCUUAUUUUUAAUACAUGUCGUGGAUAUAUUAUAGUCAAGCCAAAUAUUAUUGAGGCUAUAUAAUGGAAUUAUCUAGAUAACAAUAUUUUUUUUUUUACUAAGAUGAAGCCCCUCCAUGAUAAGAGACAAUAUUUUGAAGUGUUGUUCUAAAGGAUGGACCUGAAUUCUCAUGUAGUAGAAUAACACUCUAUUCCAAAACAAAUUCAGAAAUUGCACACUGCCUACUGCCAUAUUUCUGCAAGUGUCCAUCAUAAUAUUACUAGUCACAAAGACUCAUUUUUAAAAGCGCGAGCAUGCAAAAAUACAGUGCAAAUGUUGUUUUUUGUCUUACCUCGUAACAUAGAUGAUUUGCUGGCCAAGAUGGUGGUAUCUAUGGGUAUGCAAUGCAUUCGCAGGGGAGCAGCUGGUUGAAUACUAGUAGAAAACUAGUAGUGCAGCCAUCACAUGCAAAAAAAAGGUUUCAUUUAGCAGAAUAAGAGACAUCCAUUAAUUUCUGGUAGGGUGGCAGCAUGUAUACCCCCUCAACAAGACUAUAUCUACCUCUUCUGAAAUGGUUGAAAUAGGGCAUCAUCCUAUACUGUCAAAGGCAACACUUUUCUACAUGCACUUCAGUAAGUGUGACAAUAAUCAAACACACAAAAUGAGCACAUGUAAUACAGUACAGUAACCGAAAUUAGUAGCAAUCUGGCACAUAAUAUAAUAUACUUUAUACUGUCCAUUAUCAUCAUUAUAUUCCAAGUCUCAUAACUACCUGGGUACAUUUGUUGUGAAGCUGCGUUAGGUUUCUACUCUAAUCCAGAAUUUUUUCCUCUGGGAUGGGACCCCUAUGCUCAUCUAUAUAGCCACUGGAAAUGUCAGUAUAUGCCAAGUAUAUAUACUAUAGUCCAUGACCAUUUCAUGUGUAUUUUUAUCACUUACUUUGGUGCCUCUUUAAGGGGUAGAUUUAUCAAACUUUCUAUAACGCAAGAAGAAGUUUAGCCCAUAGCAAACAAUUAGAUUCUACCUGUCAUUUAUCUAGUACAUUCGAUAAAAUGAUAGCUACUGUAUAAGCUGAUUGAUUGCUAUGAGCAAUUUCUCCAUCUGUCCUUUUUAGAAGGUUUGUUACAUCUCCCCCUUUGUCUUAAAUGCUUCACUUGUAUUAUGGGGACUGUAGGACAUUAUGGGGACUGUAUAUCUGUCUAAGUCACUUUUAAGUGUUUGAAUACUUCUAUUAUAUAGGUCACCCACAUCUUCAGUAGAAAUGCUGAAAGGAACAAUACUGUAAGUAUCAUCCUAUUAGAGGUAUCAUCAGGAUGACUGCCACCACUAGGCAUGUGCAGCAGCUCCAUUCCACCCUUUAUACUGCAUGCACUGGCUGUUGGCCAGAAAGUAGGGAAGUGUGGGUUCCAGGCAACUGGACUCCCCCCACCUUCCCCUGCAUUUGCCUAUGCCCCUCCCUUCUGGAUCAUAUUUAAAUAAAUUCUACUUACUAGAUGAAAACUUGAUGCUGCAUGUAAUUAUAUUAUUGGGUGCAUUCUCAACUUAGCCUUUACUCAGAAAGGAACACUCCGAUUCCCACAGAUAACCCCAUUAGCAGAUCUAAAAUCUUGCACGUAGAUGCUGCCAUCCUGGCCCCCAGAUUCAGGCACUUCCCUAUAAGAACUGGUGCACUUCUUCAAAAAUAGAUGCACAAUGGUACAAAACAGUAUUUGCACUUAUUCAUGUUCAGAAAUUACAUUUAGAGGGAAAUGUAUAUUAAGUGGAGGUGUGUGACAGGUGCUGUAGAAAUGAGAAAACUGUUUCUAAUAAUUACUGAUAUACAGGGACCAAUAAUGCCAAAUAACUGAAGCCAUAUGACUGUAGGAACCUUACAUGCUCCCAUCCUGUAGUGCACCAACCCUGGUCCUCGAGAGCUACCCACAGUUCACGUUUUCCAGGUCUCCUCACGGAAUCACAAGUGAAGUAAUUAGCUCCAACUGUGGAUCGUUUAAAAUGUGUCAGUUAGUAAUGAGUACACCUGUGCACCUGCUAGGUGAGCUGGAAAACGUGAACUGUUGGUAGCUCUCGAGGACCAGGGUUGGCUACCAGGGCUGUAGUGACUCCAGAGGUGGGGCUGCAGUGCAGUCCAAAAUUCAAAUAGAGGAGCCACACCAACUGCCAGUGAGUCCCGCUGGGAGAAGUCUGGCAGCGUUUAGAUGGCAGUUGGUGUGGCUUCCCUAUUUGAAUUUUGGACUGUGCCGCAGCCCCUCCUCCGGAGCCACCAAUGUUCCCGUGCUUUAGCAUAAUGUAGGGAAUUAUAGAUUGACAGAGGAAAUGACAGCGUUAUAUUAAGAUGCUCAAUAGGAAAAAUAUAAAUUGAGCUAAGGUAAAGAACAGAACUGCAAACCAACAUGUGAGGGGGUCCGUAUCUUUAUUUAACAGUUCUAAUACAAAUUUAUAUAUUACAGGACAUAUUUUCCAGUUUUUACAUGUAAUCAAAACUUUUAAGGCUACAAAGUUGACUUAAGAUGAACAAUAUUUUGAAUUGAAUUUAUUUUUAUUAUUGAAUUUAAUAGUUAAUUAUCUUUUUCUAACUGAUCCUAAUCAAUAUGAUUGCUAAGUAUAAUCCAACAAUCCUGGUAAUACAGUGACAAGUUAACCAAAACUAAAAUAUGGUCACAGUAUUUAUGACAUAAUUGCAUUCGCUAUAAGUGCAUAAUUAUAAUUAUGCCAUUACUAUUAAUGGAAUAAGAUUUCCCUUUCCACUGCAACAAGAAUUUCCCUAUCCUUUAUGGGGUUAAAAUAAUGUGAAUUUUUUUUUUAUGUGCUAUUUAUUGAUUACCAAACUUUUUACUGUAUUUUUGUGCGUAUGUAUAUACUCUAAUAAUAGUAAAGAAGAAAAAACUAAAAGAAUAAUUCACUUUUGGUUACUAUUUCCUAUUUUACAAGCCGAAGAAAAUGAAAGUUUGACAUAUUUGCACACUGGGCAUUAAAUGAUCUGAUACAUAAAAAGUUUUGGAAAGUUAUGCUGAGCAAGAACCCGGCCUGGAAGCAUAAGGGCUAAUGCAGAAUUGAAAGCAAGAAAAAUGCAGAUAUUCCCCUGUAUGGUGCAUUCACUUAUGCAUCCGCUGUGCCCCUACCCAAACCCUUAUGCUGGGUACACACUAGAGGAUGUGUACCCAGCGUGAUGAUGUGACCCAGUGGUGGGGGCAGCGUCAGCAAGUGAGUACACACUUGCCGGUGCCGCCAGCAUUGAACGACAGCAGCCCUGGCUGGGUAUGCAUGCACAGCCGACUGGCGAUAUCGCAUCAUCAGGGUCAUAGUGCGUACACACUGGAUGAUGUCGUUUAAGGAUAUGUCGUUAUUAGGCACAUCGUCCACUAUAUCAUCGAGUGUGUACCCAAACUUUUAGAGUUAUUGCUUUCAUCAUUAUUAGCGUGCACUUGCAUCUCUCUUGCCUACUCUUCUGGAAAGUCCAGGAGGUUCCUAAAUCUCAGGUGGUGCUCCCGGGCACCAUGAAGAGCAUUCAAGUCUCCUGCAGCUGCCCACCAUCCAUCUGGCACCACCCACUUUCCAAGAAAGGUGGGCAGCUGGCCAAUGAUGCAUUUUGCACUGAAUUACGUCAUUGUAGCCAUAACCAAAUACUGGUAAUCUCGGCAUUGUAUAGAGGGGCAGAGCCACAAUCACGUGUCAUGCAUUCCAGCCCACCAAUGCCAUGCCAUGACCAAUACAUGCCCCCUGCUGUGCUGAUCCAGCUACCCACUUCCCUCACAGGGCGGGUAAAAAGUAGGCAACUAUGAGUUGCACCAGGAAUAUUGGUGCAAGACCUCCACAUAGUGGAUAAUUCCAUAGACACGCCCCCCCCCUCCACGCGAUCUUAUUAAACCUAGUCUACCUGCAUAUGCCAAGUAACCCCUCAAUUACACCCAUUCUGCUGCAAAUGGAAACAUGACUGGGUUGUGUGUGACACUGCAGUGCUCGUACUUGUGUACUGUCAGCUGCAGAGCAUUCAAAGUGCUGAAACCCACAGCACAAUAUCCCUCCGCUAAACUAAUUUACAUUCAAUUCUGCGUUAGCCCUAUACUGUGUCAGCCUGUUUGGGGCUCCUCAGUGUAGUUAUCUGCUCAGCAUGUGAAACUAAACACAGUGAGAACGAGACCAAAUUUAGGGAAUACAGAAACUCCCUAAUUGAAAUCAGUAAAACAUGCCAUUUUGGGGUAUGUUUAUUUUGUACACAUACGGCUUGCUUUAGAGUUGCAUGUAAGUCCAUUGGCACAAGGAAAACAUGGGACUUAUGUAAGGCUUGUUGAACUGUAAGCCUACAUCUUAUACUUACUAGGUGCAACUGGUGGCGACUGAUCUGGGGUGAUCACAGUAGGGGCGUUUGCAGAAAAGUCAGCCCCUUAGAAAUGUGCCUGAUUCUAAGAUUCUCCUUUUAGGGGGUGUUUCAUUGAGUCUCUCAUAGGCCUGGUGCAAGUUUCCAAGAUUAUGAGAACAACGGCUACAGUGCACUUUUGCGCCAGACUUAUCUAUAUGCUAAAUAUAAAGUUGCACACAUGAAGCAGAAGCAGUGAAAAGCGUGAAGAAGUGAGCCUGUGGAGAAGUUGCCCAUGGCAACCAAUCCGCUGCUUCGUACAAUUGUAUAGUAUGCCAAUUAUAAAUGUUACGUCAAUGCUGAUUGGUUGCCAUGGGCAACUUCUCCACUGCUUCAUGAAAAGUCCCCAGAAUACAUUCUUAGUGGCAUAUUCAUAAAUAUGUCCCAUCUGCAGCCCCAAUACUUUGGUAUCUGACUCCCCAUGAAUUGCAGCUGUCCCCAUUAGCCUUAUCACUGACAGCUAUGUCGCUAGUUAGUAAAGGCAUAACUUCACGCUGCCAAAUCUGACCUGACGGUGUUAACGCACAUGCAUGACCUGGGUUUUGCAGUCACACUCCGAAAAAUGAAAGUUUGCGGCGUUUGACGAAUGUAGGUCCCCAUAUUAUCGGGGCUGCCAGGUUAGCAGGAUCAGUGAUAUCUCCUGCAUUACCUGUGUAAAGUGCAGACCCGAUACUUGUAUUUUACAAAUGUAAGUGAAAAUGUAUUUUCACUUACAAUAAGUGAUGAUGAAUGGGUCCCUUAUGAAACAUAAGUAUACUGAUGUAUUUAACUUGUACGCAAAAGUUGUGUUCUUACAUUAACUCUAAAUCAGGCCAAUAAUAGAAAGAAUAUAAGACAGUUACAGUAACUUGCACAAAUGACGUUUUUUUCUUAAAUUUUAGAAGUAUUUUGUAAGUGUACUGUAUUUAUUAAAUAUGUAAGGAAAAUACAUUGUAAUGUGUUGCGCAGUACAAAAUCAUAUUUGAAUUUCCGAUUCAGCUCAUUGAAAUUCUAAUAAAUGCUUUUGAUUAUAUUA
This is a messenger RNA of Pseudophryne corroboree (corroboree frog), 6833 nucleotides long. RefSeq lists its product as uncharacterized. The transcript has 2 exons. The record is from RefSeq and is a predicted model, not a curated record. Bases 471 to 722 code for a protein of 83 amino acids. NCBI's taxonomy places the organism in Eukaryota, Metazoa, Chordata, Amphibia, Anura, Myobatrachidae.